GCAAACCAAACACUUUUUAUUCAUCAAAUCGUCCUAGCAAUGGCUCGUACCAAGCAAACAGCUAGAAAAUCAACCGGAGGAAAAGCUCCAAGGAAGCAGCUUGCCACAAAGGCCGCUCGAAAGUCGGCUCCGGCAACCGGCGGAGUAAAGAAGCCUCAUCGUUUCAGGCCAGGAACCGUGGCUUUGAGAGAAAUCCGUAAGUACCAGAAGAGUACAGAAUUGUUGAUCAGGAAGCUUCCUUUCCAGAGGCUGGUGAGGGAAAUCGCUCAAGAUUUCAAGACCGAUCUGAGGUUCCAAAGCAGCGCCGUUGCUGCUCUUCAAGAAGCUGCUGAAGCUUAUCUCGUUGGACUGUUUGAAGACACUAAUCUUUGCGCUAUCCAUGCUAAAAGGGUUACAAUCAUGCCCAAGGAUAUCCAACUUGCUAGGAGGAUUAGAGGUGAAAGGGCUUAGAU
This is a messenger RNA of Hibiscus syriacus, 452 nucleotides long. Its product is annotated as histone H3.2. The record is from RefSeq and is a predicted model, not a curated record. Gene Ontology annotation, molecular function: DNA binding; structural constituent of chromatin; protein heterodimerization activity. The coding region runs from base 40 to 450 and encodes 136 amino acids. The transcript has a single exon. NCBI's taxonomy places the organism in Eukaryota, Viridiplantae, Streptophyta, Magnoliopsida, Malvales, Malvaceae. Gene Ontology annotation, cellular component: nucleosome.